Messenger RNA from Ectocarpus sp. CCAP 1310/34, 3455 nucleotides. Lineage: Eukaryota; Phaeophyceae; Ectocarpales; Ectocarpaceae. The record is from the annotation of a GenBank genome assembly.
GUUGUCCGACAGGAAGAGAACCAGCCUGUUGCACGCCGCUUGCGAGAUGGGGCACGGCCGAUUGGCCAGCACUCUGAUCGAGAAGUAUCACAUGUCCGUGGAGGUUCAGGAUCGCAAAGGCCUCACCCCGCUCGCGAGAGCUGCCCAACGCAAUCAGGUUGAGGUUUUCCGACUGUUGGUGGAAGACCACGGGGCUCGGCUGGACGCGGUAACAACCAAUGAGAGCGGCUUGCUUCACGUCGCCUGCGAGUCAGGAGCGCUGGAUGUUGCCAAGAUUUUGCUGGAGGAGCAUGGGUUUGAAGUGGACGCGCGAAACGCAAACGGCGACACGCCCGCCCUCCUCGCGGCCGCCUGCGGCAACGCGGACGUCCUGGCCCUCCUCGUGGAUACACACGGGGCAAGCCUGGAUGCUCGGGACGACCAGGGGGUCGGGGCCCUGCACGUGGCUUGCGAGAGACGCCAGUCAGGUGUGGCUUCAGUUUUGCUGGAGUCGUACGGGCUGCCCGCUGACAAGGCGAGUCCCAGCGGAGCAACUGCCCUCCACGUGGCCGCCCGUGGGGGAGACACCGACCUCGUCGAGCUCCUCACGGGGCCCUUCGGCAGAGCCGACAUCGGCUUGAGGGACGGCACGGGUAGCCAGGCGCUGCACAUCGCUGCGGGGUGCGGGCAUCUGGGCGUGGUCAAGGUUUUGGUGGAGAAGGCUGGUGCCGAUUUAGGAGCUCGAGAUAGCUCCGACAAGAGCGCGUUAGACGUGGCAGUAGCCAGGGUUAACACCGAGGUCGCGGACUACCUGAGAGAAGCCCUCCCUGAGGGGCACCGCGAACGACAUCGCUGCAAGAGGAGGAGGGGGUUCGAGAGAGCGGGCAGGUGGAUGCGCCUGGCCCGGGCCGGAGGGUUUCUGCAGAACUUGGCCCUCGAAAAUGUGUACCUGUUGCCGGUGUCCGUCCUGCUCGACGUGGGCCGCUUCCCGUCCCACUACGACGCCAGCCGGAAGAAGCAGCUCGUCGCCGCGAGCGACAUCUCCCCGCAGUCUCAAGUGCUGCUCGUGACCCACCCCUGGGAGUCUCCGGGCAACCCGGACCCAUCCGGGAAGCAAUUCUCAGCCCUUCGUCGCUUUCUCGACGAGAAGGCCACGGCAGGCUCCGCGGAUGGUGGGAAAGGCCGAGGGGGUAGCGCAGAAGGGGGGGACUCCGCGGACGAGGGGUUUGGGUACGUGUGGCUGUCCUUCUCGUGCACCAGCUCCAAUCGGAUGAGACCGGCGUUCCAGACCCACCUCGACAACGUUCUUACUGCUUGGUGCUUCUGCGACCACGCGCUCGUCCUCCCCGAAACCGUCACUCGCGCCGCCGAGGGUUUCGCCUACACAGACGUGGAAGGAUACGUCGAGAGGGGUUGGUGUUGCGUCGAGCUUCUCUGCGCGUUGCACCUCGAAGUUCCGACGACGAUACAUGUGGCUCUGAAAGACGCUUUGUCAGAGGCGGUCACCAACUGCCAGCUGUCAUCGCCACAGCGGAGAGGAGGAGAAGGAGGAGGAGGAGGAGCGGAGAUAGAGCCGGAUAAUCUCCCACCUUCCUCUGUCUUCGAGCUGAUCUCUGCUUCGGAGGAAGGCACGGCCUCCCAGGUCUCGGGAGAAAGCGUUGGGUCAUAUGAUGAACGCUCGCAGGGAAGUGGCCAUCAGUGCUCUGGUGCUGCCGCUGCGCGGCGGCCACAUUCCUCAGUGGGUAUGUGUAUGACCCGGGCAGUGCAGGCGGCGGCGAGGAGGCUAUCGUCGUGCCCCGCUGACGCUGCUGCUGCUUCUGCCGCUUGUUCUCCGAUGCCACCGCCGGCAGAGACACCGCCCAGCGGAGAGAGAGACAGCGCGGCUUUUGUCAGCGGCCUUGGCCCUGCGGUACAUAGCACCCCCGAUGGCGGGAUUUUUCCCGAGCACCGAGCGCAACCAACGGAAGAGUCUGCGCAUAUCGCCAACCUGAUCUGGUCGUCGGGGGCGGAGGCCCAUCUAGACAGCAUCACGCGACUGGUAGCCGACAUUCUCAAGAGCCUGGACGAAGAGGUUUCGACGGACAUGGAGGGACUAGCGACAGGGGGUGGGGGCAAUACCCGCGACGUACUAUCCGGCGAAGGGAUUCCUGAAGAUAGCAAGGCCGGACUUUUGCUUGCAAGGGUCCUGAACCUUGGCAUGGAGAAGCAAGACGUCGAAGAGGACGGAGGAAGGGAGGGGGGGGAGGCGAAGGCUUGCCCCCUCUUGCGGGAGUUGUACGAGAAACUGGGGAAUUUUUCGAGCUCGCAUGACAGGCUGGACGCGGUUAAGACGCUGCUCCUGGCCGGCUGCUACUGCGAGGGAGUUCGGGCAUCCUCUGAGCAUCGCUCGCGCGGACCGUCUCCCGCGCAUGCUAAGCUUGCGGAUGGAGGACGGGGCCUCCCGCCGGCUCCCUCAUCUCUUGGUGCCAAAGACAGGGAGAGGGAAUGCGAGAGGGACAACGAUAUGAGCGGGAGGGGGAGAGUAUCGGGCGGGGGCGAUAGUGACAGGAACGGGAGGGGUAGGGUAUCAGGAGGGGGGGACAAGGAGAGACUUCGGGGAGGGAAACCAAGUCCUUCCUCUCGUGGGGGUAGAGCGGAGGCGGCACCGCUUUUGGCCGCCUCUGUUCCCAGCUGCCACGUGUCGUGAUUCAAGCGCCUCAGAGGUUCCCUAGGUGGAGCAUACAGCAGUUGGUUUUCUUUCAUUUUUUUUUUUGUCCUGUUUGGUCUCCCAUCACAAUAGGAGGUCUUCCAUCGCUUCUCAAGCCUGCGUGUCUGGUGUCGUGUGUGCGUUUUUUAGCUAGAGUUGACUGUGCCAACCGGCUGGCCAAUAUGUUGUUGUCAGCUUAGGUGGUACGAAAAAUGCAAAUACCAUUGUAAGUCUAUAUGGUAGAGUCUCCCUACGUGUGUACUGUGUUGGGGUGUGUGUUUAAAUAGUGUUUGUAACACACCCCGUCAAAGUGCGAUGUUACUGUAGUGUGAAGUGGUCAUUUUUCUGAAUUUCUGUUCGUGUCAAAAUGACAAGUGCGGUUUGGUAUCUUACCUUAGUGCCGAUUGGCAACCGUGUCUAGAGUGUAAUUGUAGGCCCGGUUUUAGAAAAUGCCCCGACGAAAGCGGCGUGUGGGGCUGGCAAGUGGUGUGUUACAUAGCAUGUCUGGCAGGUUUUGCUGUGAUGCUUGUUGCUGUUGGUGCUGACCCGAGAGAAGCAGAAGCGUUAGUCUUGUCGUGGAAUGUGACUGACGCCGGGCAGCGUGGUGGAAGGCGAGGCAGCUUUCUGGAUGGAUGAACCCGAAGAUGCGCAAGAUAUGUAGCUGACACGGGUCGCUGUGGUGCGUGUAUGACCUACCGUGUGGGUACUUGUUUGCUUCUUUGCAUCGACCGCUCUAGGCGGCUGACCCAUCUAUGAAGGGACCUCCUACGCCUAUUCAUAAAUAAACUAU